Colletotrichum siamense is the source of this 1431-nucleotide messenger RNA. RefSeq names its product putative aminotransferase. Gene Ontology annotation, cellular component: cytosol. The record is from RefSeq and is a predicted model, not a curated record. NCBI's taxonomy places the organism in Eukaryota, Fungi, Ascomycota, Sordariomycetes, Glomerellales, Glomerellaceae. The transcript has 6 exons. Gene Ontology annotation, molecular function: pyridoxal phosphate binding; transaminase activity. The coding region runs from base 1 to 1431 and encodes 476 amino acids.
AUGUCGACCACUUCAUCUGCGGGGGCUGCGGUCAAUGCGACAGCAGCAACCGAUGCAGAGCUCCAGCCAGCGAUCGCGAAGAUGAUGCCCUCAAACAAGAGUGCUGUUCUUCAUCGCAGCUUGAAAUCCGCCCCGCCGCAGGUGGUCUCAGCGAACGGAAAGUAUCUAACCUUCUCCAAUGGCCAGACCAUUUUGGACACGACCUGCGGGGCUGCGGUGGCUUGCAUUGGAUCCAACAAUGAGCGCGUUAAGAAGGCGAUGAUUGCGCAGCUGGACAAGUUUGCGUACUGCAACUCGAUGUUCUUUGGGCACCCCAUCGGGGAAGAGUUGGCGGAUGAGUUGAUUCGAGGAACUGAUGGUCUCAUGUCAAAGGCAUAUAUCAUGUGCUCCGGCUCGGAGGCAAUGGAUGCGGCGAUGAAGAUGGCGCGUCAAUAUUUCGUUGAGAUUGGCCAACCGCAAAGAGUCAAGUUUAUCGCCCGAGAAAACUCAUACCAUGGCACUACCCUUGGCUCACUGUCUAUGGGCGGCCAUGUUGCACGUAGAAGUCUCUUCACAGACAUGCUUCUACCUAAUAUCGGCCGAGUCUCGCCAUGCAAUGCGUAUCGCGGCAUGACUGAGGGCCAGACAGUCGAGCAAUACGUUGAGCAGCUAGCUGAUGAGUUGGACCGCAAGUUUCAGGAGAUGGGUCCCGAGACUGUGUGCGCUUUCGUCGCUGAACCAGUCGUCGGUGCAGCCCUUGGCUGUGUGCCCUCGGUUCCCGGGUACUUCAAGGCCAUGAAGAAUGUCUGUGAUAAGUACGGUGCUCUUCUGAUUUUCGACGAGGUCAUGUCUGGCAUGGGUCGUUGCGGAACAUUGCAUGCCUGGCAGCAUGAAGGCGUUACGCCGGAUAUUCAAACCAUGGCUAAGGGCUUGGGCGGUGGUUAUGCCCCUGUCGCCGGUCUGUUGAUGAAUCACAGAGUUGCCGAUGCUCUCACAAGCGGCACUGGUGCAUUCUCCCAUGGACACACCUAUCAAGGCCACCCCGUUGGAUGCGCCGCUGCGUUAGAAGUGCAACGCAUCGUGCGAGAGGACAAUCUGGUCGAGAACGUUAGACUUCAAGGGGCUCUCCUUGAGAAACUUCUGCAUGAACACCUUGACGAACAUCCUUAUGUGGGCAACAUCAGAGGAAGAGGCCUCUUUUGGGGAAUCGAAUUUGUGUCCGAUAAAGCGACCAAGGAGCCAUUCUCGCGGUCCUACGAUAUAGCUAAUAAGGUGCAUCUGAAUGGCCUCAAUCAGUUUGGUAUCAGCCUCUACCCAGGUAACGGUACAAAGGAUGGAACUCUGGGGGACCAUGUUCUGCUUGCUCCCGCAUAUACCAGCACGGCGGCAGAAAUCGAGGAAAUAGCCGCCAGGACGAAGGACUCCAUCCUUCACACGUUCCAAGACCUUUGA